This is a messenger RNA of Alosa sapidissima (American shad), 4582 nucleotides long. RefSeq names its product enhancer of polycomb homolog 1 (Drosophila) a (gene epc1a). Bases 328 to 2763 code for a protein of 811 amino acids. Gene Ontology annotation, cellular component: piccolo histone acetyltransferase complex. The record is from RefSeq and is a predicted model, not a curated record. Gene Ontology annotation, biological process: regulation of transcription by RNA polymerase II. The transcript has 14 exons. NCBI's taxonomy places the organism in Eukaryota, Metazoa, Chordata, Actinopteri, Clupeiformes, Clupeidae.
AACCUUGUGGGAAUGGCUGGUGUGUGAUCGGGGGUUGGGCCGCUAGAAGCGAACGCAGAGUUAAAGAGUUUUUAAUGUCCGCCAUGUUGGCCAUGGCGUAUUGAACCAGGGAGAGGGAGCGGAGCUACGGAAAAAAAGAGACCGAGAGAGAGCGACCAAGAUCCGGGCCUUCCCGGCUCCGUUCUUCUCGCCAUACCCAUAUUUUGUAACCAAUCGAACGGUUGACUCCUGGAGAACGCCACAGUUCCAUCAAUGAGAACUAACAUUUGUACAGUUGUGAUUCGUAGGGGAUCGGAUAGAUAUAUGCUGCACCUUUCAUUAUAAAAAAUGAGUAAAUUGUCGUUUCGGGCACGGGCGCUGGACGCUACCAAGCCACUACCCGUCUUCCGCUGCGAGGACUUGCCAGACCUGCACGAAUAUGCCUCAAUUAACCGAGCGGUACCGCAGAUGCCGACGGGGAUGGAAAAGGAGGAGGAAUCGGAACACCAUCUCCAGCGGGCUAUCUCGGCUCAGCAGGUGUAUGGGGAGAAGAGGGACAGCAUGGUGAUCCCCGUGCCCGAGGCGGAGAGCAACAUCCCCUACUACGAGUCGCUCUACCCUGGGGACUUCAAGAUGCCAAAGCAGCUCAUCCACAUCCAGCCCUUCAGCUUGGAUGCGGAGCAGCCGGACUACGAUCUGGACUCGGAGGACGAGGCGUGCAUGCUGCAGCUGCAGAAGCAGAUGGAGAUCGGAGCCAUGCAGUUUGAGGAGAUGAUUGAGCGGCUGGAGAAGGGCAGUGGCCAACAGCUGGUGACUCUGCAGGAGGCCAAGUUGCUGCUGAAGGAGGAUGACGUGCUCAUCCAGGAGGUGUACGAGUACUGGAGCCGCAAGCGGCGUAGCUGCUCCAGCGGCUCGCUCAUCCCCACCGUCAAGCAGGAGAAGCGGGAUGGCUCCAGCACCAACGACCCCUACGUGGCCUUCCGCCGUCGCACGGAGAAGAUGCAGACGCGCAAGAACCGUAAGAACGACGAGGCGUCGUAUGAGAAGAUGCUGAAGCUGAGGAGAGACUUGAGUCGUGCCGUGUCCAUCCUGGAGAUGAUCAAGAGACGCGAACGCAGCAAGAGGGAGCUGCUCAGCCUCACACUGGAGAUAGUCGAGAAGAGGAACGGUACGCCCGACUUUGGUGCGGACGUGAUGGCGGAGGCUCUGGCCCAGCGGGCUCUGGUGAAGCCCGUCUACAGCCUGCCCCUGCUACCCAUCCCCUCCAGCGGCCAGCUACGCCACCACGACCACCUGGAGCUUAAGGACUACCGCAGCAAGCCGGAGAAGACGGAGGUGGUCCGCACUAAGAGGAAAUAUGAGAAGAAGCAGAAGCCUCCAGCCCUCUCCGCCUCCCAGCACAGCGGCCCCGCCAUCUUCAACCCCAAAGACCUCAACCAGUACGACUUCCCCAGCUCCGACGACGAGCCCUACACUCAGAUCCACUCAGGUUCGUCAGAAGCAGAGGAGGAGAACGAUCCAGAUGGAGUGUAUGCCUUCAGGAGGAAGGCUGGCUGCGUAUACCAUGCCGCGCGGUCGGAGAGUGGGAGCUGGCCCUGGACUGUGCCAGAGGAGGGCGGCUCGGCCGACCCACGUUUCCGCUUCUCCCUCACCUCCCUCAACAAGCCCCUGCGCUGCCUGGGCCUGGCACGCCGACGCCUCGGACGAGGGGGCAGGAUUCUGUUGGAUCGGGCUUCCUCGGAUCUGGACAGCGUGUUCCACAGACUGGACUCCAUGUCCGAACCGGACCUCUCCCCCUUGCACUCCGCCAGUACCUCAGAUGCACCCACACACACGGACAUGGACACACACCCCGCGGACCGGCGGGGAGACCCCGCUGCCGCCGAUACAAACACAGACACACACACACACACCACCACCACCACCACCACCUCGUCGUCGCAGUCGCGCUCGCUGGCCCACGAGCUGCGGCAGGUGCUGCUGAACAUCAGGACGAGCCGCUGGAGGCACUUCCGCCCGCGGACGCACACCGCCAGCCAAUCGGCCGCCGCCGCAGCCCGCCGGCCGCUACGCGGGAUUGGCCGAGCAGGAGCCGGCGCUGCCCAGGGCCGCAUCACACCGUUAAUCAUGGUUACAGCAGAGCAGUUCCAGCAGCAUCAGGAGCAUCUGGCCCUCAUGCAGAAAGAGCAGCUGGAGCAGCAAGCCAGCCAGACGGUGACCCCCACACAGAUUGUUCAGAUGCUGGACUCUGCUGGUGCCCAGUUUGCGGCUUCGGCUCUGAUGACGGCCGACCAGCUGCUCACCCUCAAGGUCAAAGAGGAGGGCAGUGGAGGGGGAGGGGUCAACGGAGUCCUGCAGCCCUCAGGUGUGUACAAGGGCUUACUCCUCCCCACCAACGCCUCCAGCCCGUCGACCACAACGGUCUCCUCGUCGAUGACCCCUUCCUCCGCCUCCUCGACCCCCAACAGCAACUCUGCCCACGCCCCCAACGCCCACCUGGCUCUGGGUAACCACGGCAACCCCACAAACUCUGCACCACCCGUGCUGAUUGGCAACAACCUGCGGCUGAGCAUGCCGGCGCCGCCCAUCUCGGGACUGAGCGCGCGACACCUACCCAGAAGCCUCAGCGUCAGCCCCGCCACCCUCAAGCUCAACAACAACUGUCAGAUCCCGAAGGUGGCCACGACAACCAGCAACAUGGACCUGGUGCCCAGGGAGAACCACGAGCAGGAGAAGUCUCUGAACAGCUUGUCGGAGACCACAGUGGCCAUGGAGGUGACGUAGUGAGUCCAGUAAGGGGAGGGGCCUAGACGCCUCUCCGCCUGUCCAUCAACGGGUGCUGUGCACCAAUCACCAACCGGGGAUGCAAAGGGACAGCCCACGGCGGGUCUCCACGGCAACGCCGCGGACUGGACAGCAACAGCUCAUCUCUUCGCCGCUUGUUUUUUUUUUUUUUUAUUUGUGUUUGGAUCACCAAACCUACCCCCCCCCCCCACACCUAUCUUCUGUUUCUUUUUUUAUACAAACUUCACGACUUUGCAGACCUUACAAUAAGAGCAUCCACUGUACAGGAACUGUGUCCGGACUCCCUGUAUAUAAGUUACUUGAAUACAGAACUGUUCAUUUGUGAUGUUUUGCACUUGGGAAUCAACAUUUAAAAAGAAAAAAUGAAAAAGAAAAAAAAGGCAAACCCAGAUGGAGGGGGUGUGUGGGGGCGGGGAGCCCGAGGGCAGGGCAGGGGUGUUGAGAGAUGGGGGUGUUGGAGAGUGAGCUAGAAGCCACCGGCAUGGUGCCAACCCUGCUGUUUUAUUUAUUGUGCGUGUUUACAGUUUUAUUUUUUAUUUUGAUUUUGUUUUUUGUAACCUUUUUUUUUGUAUUCUCUGUUAAGCCCUCACUCCCGUGUGUGUGUGUGUGUGUGUGUGUGUUUGGUGCGUGUGUGUGCGCCUGAUGUACGUACGUGUGUAUCUGAGGGGGAGGUUUCCAUCUCCUGCACUUCGCUCAUCUCGGCACUGCGGUCACCAAACCCUUCUCUCCUCCACUCCCUCUUCCUCUUCCUCUUCCUCAGCUGCUCGACAUUCAGACCACCACACACACUCGUCUCCCCCUCUCUGUCUGUAAACAAGAGGCUAUUUUUCUACUGGUUUUGUUUGUUCAUGUAAUGUUUGGAUGUUUUGUGCUAAAGCAACACACUUCUCCCCCACCCCUCCACCUUGGUUGGGAGUAUGUGUGAGUGUAGGUGGGUUGGGUGGAGGUGGGGGAAUCCUCACAGAUCCUGCAGUCAUCAUUCCAGUCUCACGGCUCCCUUAUUCCCACACACACACGCGCGUGCGCGCACGUAAUCACACUUGCCACCACCCCUAAACAAAGGGCACAUACACACACACACACACACACACACCACACUCCUCUAUUGAAACACCUUACCUCCCCCCACACAGAGAGACCCACACACACACAGACUGCCCCCCACCCCACCCCCACACAGAGAGACACACACACACACUGCCCCCCACCCCACCCCCACACGUUCACACAGGCUCCCCAGGCGCGGGAGCGGCAUCUGGUCUCUUCUGUGAAGAGGUAGGCAGUUGGCACGGCUGCCCAGGCGUAGCCUUAGUGCCGCUGCCUCGAGAGGCCCGCCCCCUCCCCCUCCCCCUCCCCCGACAGACGAGAGAGUUUAUCAAGAGUCUGCAGAGGAAAUUUAAAAAAAAAAAAGAAGAAAAAAUAAAGAACUGAAUGAAAUGAAAUAAAUAAAAAAUGUGAGUACUCACGUGAAUCAGACAAUAAAGCCCAGGUCCAUAUAUGUGAAACACUACAGUGUCUGUGGGUCAUUUGUAUAAGGCAUGCUGAACUGUGUGUGUGUGUGUUAAAUGGUGCGAUGGAUGUGUUUGAGUUAUUGAGUUAUAAUUAAGAGAUCUCGUGUUUGAUGAGUGUAUUAAAUUAUGUGAAUCUGAGUGUAUGAGCUGAAUGAUAAACUUCUCGAGAUGGUUGUGUGUAUGUACACAUGACUGAAAAUCUGUGUGCGUGGAUUUUUGUAUGUACAGGUUCAAAAUUAAGCAGAGCACGUUGUGGUGUAUCAUGCAAAAAUAAAGGUUUAAAACAG